UUCGGGAGCAGAUUUUUUUAAUUUGCGAAAACUUUACGACUCGAAUUUAUUCAGAUUGUCGUAAUUUCUUCACUCUCUAAUAGUCUGUAUCAAUUUAAAUUAAUGUGUCACGUAAUGGGUACUAAAAUUGCAGCUUAUAUAAUGACUACAUCGUUACUGCUUAAAGAGUCGAUUUAAUUUUAAUUGGUUUCUCUAAAGGCAUCUUUAUUUUAGACAAACGUAAAGGCGUACAUUUUUAAAGCUAUCAAUUCCGAUGGUGUGGUAUUAUAACCAUGAUUAAUGAAACUCUUUCAUCGAACGUACCGUUUACUGUACAGAAUUAAGGGGAACUCCGCACAUGUUGGAAUUUUUCGCACACGGGAUAUUGGAGGCUUUCUGCCUAUAUGAUUACUCUUCGAUUUGUUUGCCCAGACGGCGCCACAACAAUUUCCGACUUCCAAUACAUUGCUAUUACCGUACCAUAGAAGCGCGUAACGCUCGAGAUUAUUCAAUAACUUCUUUAUAUGUGCAAAUCAAUGAUUACUCGAUAUUAAGCACCAGUAAAAUCCAACGUUGACGUAAUUGACAUACAUACAAGAGUGACUUUUUCAAUCUCGAGGUCACUUUAAAACACGAGCCUAUACAUGAGAAUUCCGAAAUAAAACAUGAAUGAACGAACGAGUGAAUCCAAGAUCCCGUGUCGCCUUCGCCAAAAUUGUCAUUCAAAUCUCACGCCUCUCUUCCUCGUAACAAAAAAAAAAGUUUCUCAAGCAUCGCCACAUUUUUUCACACACAUAAACACACAAAAAACGUCGCAUUCGCGCCUUUCACUCGUCUCUGCUAUACUACACACUUCCGAAAAGAAUCAGUACAAAAGACGUGUCAUCAUAAUUUUCCUAGACUACACUUUACUUUAUAACCGGACGGACUCGCGCAAGUUAAACAAUUGCGGGGAGGUCCAAAGCUCGAAGCAGCAGUGCUUGCACCGCUCGUGUCCGUCCGGUGCGUGAAACAGGCCGCUCGUGCAACUAGCCUUAUCGGAUUCUCGCAUCAGUACACUUCGCUCGCGGAAUAUUAAUGGGCCUACGCUCGUUUCUCUGGAGCAGGUAGACCUCCGUCCGCUCCCUCGAUACGUGUCCGUUGAAUCAGCAGGUCUGCUUCCUUAUUUUUUUUUUGUUCGUUCUUGAUUUUUCCUGCUUUUUUCCGGUAUCAUAGACACGAGUAUGUAGACAAUGUUCGAGCGCGCGAAGCGUUGCUGUCUUAUCAUUCGCUCUUCUCUAUGCAAGCGUUAUCGGCGCUCGGCAAACUUCCGCGUAUUUUUUCGCGGCUUUAUCGGAGCAAGGAUGAUUUUUGAGCCUAGUGCCAUCGGCAUCGCUACUUAUGCUCGGGAGAAUGACUUUUCGUAUGUCGAGAGGAACUAGAUGCUUUGAUUACCGUGUGUGCGGCGUACGUGACUCGAAUAGGCUUGUCUAAUCGUUUAAUUAUAUUGAUGACGAUUCGACGAGCGGCGUUUUGUAACAACUUGUCGAUAGACGUGGCUGUAUCGCGAGUAUACAUAGUUCCUACGGCAAGUUAUGCGAACGAUUUCUUCUGGAAUGAUGUUUGUUUGAGUUUUUGAUGAUGCCAAACAUCCGCCCUUAUCGUCUCGUGAUGACGGAGAUUGUAUAACAAGCCUCUGUCUCUCUCCCUUACGCUGCGACGUGUUAUCUUUCUGCGUUGAAUUUUAAUUCAAGCAGCAUUGAUAAACACCUAGUUUUAUUUUUAACGACACAAUCAUCUCACGAUUUGGUAAUAAUGCCAUAUGGGUUACGUAAAACGCGCUUUCGUAUCGCUACCGUGAUAAAUUUUAAAAGCCAAUCGAUGACGUUGCGUGCACAGCUCUCACAAAGUGUCAAAAGCUCAAAGUUUGACAGAUAAAGCUCUCCAUUCAUUGGCACAGAUACCCUUGAGUAUGUAUCGCUCCACGAGAUAUUAAGCGACGACUCGAAAUUUGCGAAACGAAUCUCCGGCUGUAUAGCGCAGUAGGCCAUUGCAAAACUUUCAAACCCCCAUAGCCUGCUCAAAAUUCAGCAAAAGUCCAAACGCAUUGGUCACGCGUGCGCACACGUCAUCCCGCCGCAGCUUUCAUAAUGCAGCGAAUCCCUUAUACGGCAAAAAAGCCUGCAGUUCGCUCGUACUUUCACGCCUAAAGCUCCUGCAAAGACAAUACGCUACACAGUACACACUCACGCUCUCGGCUCUCUUAUUCCGAUCCGACGUGUAAAUAAUGCCUCUGCGCGAGUCUCUGACAUCAUCGAGCCUUUGACAACGCAUCGGAAAGUGCAGCCGGCGAAACAACGAGAACACGCGUGAGCGAGUAAGAGAGAGAGAGAGAGAGAGAGAGAGAGAGAGAGAGAGAGAGAGAGAGAGAGAGAGAGAGAGAGACGUAUCGAAAGAAGAGGCGACGCGCCACACAUCGGCGAACGAAAAGCCGAGCGUGCGCAACCGCGCUUGUACAGCGCUCCCAGCUUCAGUUCAACGGGAACCAGCGACGAAGGACGACGACGACGGCGCCGCUCGAAUCGUAUCGCCGGUAGCGACGACGAGCUCCGAUUUCUCUUCGACUUUUUUUUUGUUAAAUAAGCUCGAUCGGUCGAACACGAGAAUUUGUUUUCAAUAUCACGAGAAUCACGCGCAUAUAAUUUCUGUUAGCGCGGCGUGGCCCUGUUUUCGCGGCGAAACAAAAAUGAGAGAGGCCCGCUGACGCGGGCUUGUGCGAGAUAAUUUUAGUGGUGAUUGAGCGGUGCUUUCAUUCAUCAUGCUGGCUUAUUGGAUCUUGUUGCCGGUGCUCCUGCUGCUGCAACGCGUCGCAGGCAUGAGCGUAAACGAGGUGUCGGAUCCGCGGAGCUUCGCGAUAGAAUCGUCUCUGCAGCAUCAUCUGCGACCAGAGGACGGAUACCCGGACAACGACGGCAUCAGGCGCUUCGAGUGUCCGGCUGGGUUUUUCCGACUGCGACGCUACUGCUACUACCUGAGCGGUGGUACCUCCAACUGGCGAGAUGCCCACUUCCAAUGUACUGCGAGGAACGCGACCCUCGCGGUUCUCAAUAGAUACGGCAAGGACAAGAUACUGCGGAAGUACCUCAUGGGCGAUCAGUUCAAGCCUCUCGAGAGAUGGAUCGGCGGCAUAUACAACUGGCAACAGAACAAUUGGGACUGGGGCGUAUCCGGCGACAAAGUGCUAUUUCGGAACUUUGGCGAUCCGGAGGCUUCGAAGAACCGAAACUGGAUACACCACUGCAUGAUUCUGGACCCGGAGCAGCAGUACAAGUGGAACGCGAGGGGCUGCUACGAGCACAAAUACUUCAUAUGCGAGGUGCCUGCCGGCAGAAUAGGUAAAAGCAGGUGGCGCAAAAACAUAAACAGCGACCCCCUCGCGCCGCAGAAUCAGCGAUUGAGGCCACCGAGAAAAGGCAGCAACAGCAGAGCCGAAAUCAGUCAGCAGCAACAGCUGAUGAGACGCAGGAAGAAGCUCAAAUCCAUGCGAAAAAAGAACUACGACGACAAUCAGGUCUGGGCCCACGGCAUCAAGUUGGGAGCCCGUCCCCCGAAGGGCUCAUACCGAACGUCUUACAAGUGGCAGAAGCUCGGCGCCGGCAAAGACAGGAACAGCAAGAGCCCGCGUCACGGCCACAAGCCGCGCGGUAUGCACAGAGCGGAGCCACGAAUCGAGCAAGCGACUCCUGGUGCCGCUGGAAAGUACGAGGCUUUCCCCGGCGACGGCAGCCUCAGGAUCGACGAGAACCUUCAAAGGCUUGGACCCGACUUUACGCGCGAGGAGGUGCUUCUGAAGGUGUAAGGGAGCAAGGGAGCUGUAUAGGAUUUUAACGAGUAUUUCAUCGAGCUUACAUGAAUUCGCGCACAUCUGCGGGUUAUCGUGUCUCUUUUCGCGAGUAUGUGAAGCUCUCGAGAACGACGAUUUACACGCGCGUCGAGAAAAGGGUUUUUACUACUAGUCGAUGGACAGGAACUAAGCGCUCUAUAUGUAAACGCACAGGUCGCUUAUUUUUCGAACGAUAAGCGACUCUAGUAGGGAAGACCGCGGUGAAUUAUUUGUAAGACAUAUAUUUAUGUUAUAUUUGUAUUAGAUUUUUAGGUACUUAUUCGCGUUACUAUUCAGUAUUUAAUUUUUUCUUCUUACUAUAUUGACCGAUCGACGGUUCGGUUCACGCUGAAUCGGAGGCUCUAUCCUACAAUUUUUGUUCUCUUCAAGAUACAUAUUAGUUUGUAUUAUUGUAAACUUUUAUAGUUUAAGCGAUUCGAAAGUGUAAAUCAUCUCAUAACUGUAUGUAUGAAAAAUUCAUUAAUCAAACCGUCAAGUACAGUAUGUAAUAAGAAAAUCGAUAGGUAUAGUCGUAUGUUUAAAAUCUUAUAAUAAAAUAUUUCUUAUCUUAUCUAUUUAUUAUACAUGUAAACCGUUUUUUAAAGUGCUUAUUAAAUUAUGGUUUACCCUGGUUUCCCUUGCCUGGUGGAAAAAUAUUCAACUCUCGAGACUCAAGAAUGAGUUCUUCACACGUAACGACAUUUCUAUUUUUAUAGAGAAUUUAAUAUACAUAAAUAUCGUCUUACAGAAGAUAAGAUUAAGUACCUUUAAGAAUACCGUUGAUAGGAAAAAACCGACUUGUUGAAUACGUUCACCAUAAAUUGUAAAGCAUUUGACGCCAAAGAAAAUCAAGAGUCUGAUUUCACGAAUUUGUUUUUCUUUCCGGUUGUAAGGGGAUGUCGUCCCAAAAAACAUUGUUUUUCUAUUACAUAAAACUUUUUGAAUAAAGUUUGCAAAUGAAAAACCGAGUCUGUAGCGCCGUAGUGCUAAGUUUAAUGAAUCGUUCUGUCGAAAGAAAAUUUCGAUCGGACUUAUUGUUUUUCUAGAAGUUUGGAAAUACAAAAUACCCCGUGGCGGAUUUGCGAAGCUUUUGGGACGACUUCCCCUUAAUCACGUACCAGUCAUCUAGCGUCAAAUCGUCGAGGCUUUUUAAGUAGUUGUGGAUCUUGAUUAUAAAUGCUAAUUUAUAUUAUUUUGUAAAUUAACCUCGUUAGAAUAUCAGAGACCAUGACGAAUUUCAGAAAAGAACUUUUUGCUCUAAAGUAUAAUAUGAUUAAAAGUGAGUUUAUUAGUUUUUCUUUCUAAAUUUUGAAUCAUCGUAUGUGUUUAGAAAUAAAUUACAGUAUAUGUCAGUACAUACUAAACUACUUUGAUUUUACGUGGAAUGAACCUCGCAUUCUUUUAUGUGGAGAAUCUCCUAUAUCAAAUUAUAAGCCAGUUUUAUUAUUUUGUAUAAUGUAUCUUCAGGAUUUUUAGUUUAAGUGAGUGUAGCUAGCUUAGCUUUUAAUAUUUCACCUGUUAAAUUUGUGAAUGACCACAUACUUUUUUAAAGCCAUUCACACAUUUUUUUUACUGCAUUGCUUGUAAAUAAUAACAAAAGUAUAUUAUAAUGUUAGUAUAUUAGAGCAGAGUAAAUCAAUAUUUGUAUCUAUAAUAAAUAAAUAAUUCUUUGUAUAUUGUGUAUUCGUUACCAUGAUCAAAACUUACAUAUAUCUGCUAGAUUAAAUAAGAUAAAUUUGUAAAACUAUAUGCAUUGAUUGAAAUAAACUCAAAGCCCAAAAUCUGAUA
Molecule: messenger RNA, 5629 nt
Organism: Nasonia vitripennis (jewel wasp)
Lineage: Eukaryota; Metazoa; Arthropoda; Insecta; Hymenoptera; Pteromalidae
Exons: 5
Coding region: 2777-3817 (346 amino acids)
Source: RefSeq, a predicted model, not a curated record